Messenger RNA from Phycomyces blakesleeanus NRRL 1555(-), 1017 nucleotides. RefSeq lists its product as hypothetical. The transcript has 8 exons. The record is from RefSeq and is a predicted model, not a curated record. NCBI's taxonomy places the organism in Eukaryota, Fungi, Mucoromycota, Mucoromycetes, Mucorales, Phycomycetaceae. Gene Ontology annotation, molecular function: methyltransferase activity. Bases 1 to 1017 code for a protein of 338 amino acids.
AUGGGUAUCAUGAAUUCGUUACGUGGUAUAAUGAAACCAAGUGCAAGUUUAAGCAGUAGUAGUAACAGCAGCUGCAAAAGCAAGGCAUCCUGUCAAGUCCACGUUGCUUGUCAGAUUGAGACAAUGCAGAGCACCAGCAAUUUAUCAGCCAUCUCUACACAAAGACCUAGUUAUCGAUUUGAGCACGGACGUCGUUAUCACGAUAUAGAAGAUUCGGUUUACGUUUUACCAAAUGAUGAUCCAGAAAUCGAUCGAUUGCACCAGCAGCACUGGGUACUUCACCAUGCCUUUGACGGAAAUUUCUCUUCUCCUGUCCACAAACUCCUUGAAGAAGGGGCCGUUGUAUUGGAUUCAUGCUGUGGCCCUGCCACAUGGACUUUAGACAUGGCAAAAGCAUACGAUCGAUCAGAAUUUUAUGGAAUAGACAUUAGCCCUGUAUUUCCCGAAGACAUCAAGCCAGCAAACACCCAUUUUCAAUUAGCAAAUAUCACAAACCGCCUUCCAUUUCCAGACAACCAUUUCGACUUUAUUCAUCAGCGAUUAUUGAUCUUCGGCUUGACACGAUCUGAUUGGACAAAGGCAAUAGAUGAAUUGUUACGCGUAUUGAAACCAGGCGGCUGGAUAGAGUUUAAAGAGCUUGAACUUAAUCUUGAGAACACAGGCACCAUGACAACAAAACUCAAAGAAUCUAUGAUAACCAUGACAACCACACGCGAUAUGAAUCCAACAAUUGGACGUGAACUACGGCUAUUGCUUAUCCAGCGGGGAUUACUCAAUAUUCAAGCCAAACGCAUUAGUGUACCAGUUAACCAUGAUGGGAAGAUUGGCGAACUGUUCUGGGAUAAUUACAAGCAAAUGAGUCUUGCUCUUGCUCCCGUAAUCUCGGGAUCCCUGCCCUUAGAUUUUCCACAAUUCCUUGAUAGUUGUGCAAAAGAGUGUGCAAAAGAGAAAACGAAUUGGGGAUGGCACGUAGUCUAUGCCCAGAAACCGGUGUCGCCGAUUAGAUUCUCUCAUUAA